Messenger RNA from Melampsora larici-populina 98AG31, 510 nucleotides. RefSeq lists its product as uncharacterized. The record is from RefSeq and is a predicted model, not a curated record. The transcript has a single exon. The coding region runs from base 1 to 510 and encodes 169 amino acids. NCBI's taxonomy places the organism in Eukaryota, Fungi, Basidiomycota, Pucciniomycetes, Pucciniales, Melampsoraceae.
AUGAAAAUCCAUCAUAUUUCCACUAUCUUAAAUCUGUUAACAGGUGACCAUGUUCUGGGUUACUGGAUAGACAGUCCUAAAUUCUGCCCUCCUAAAACCAGUAACACAAUAUUGAGUCAAACAGCCACUGAUUCAAUGGGCACUUUGGUAUUUCCUGUUACACAUGAAGAAUACCUGAAAAAAUUAGAGUACUCAAAACUGAUGGAGGCACAGGCUGAAAAAAAGUAUGGAGAUGCGCCAAGUACUGCUCCAUCUUCACCAAUAUCGAGACCUCAUGCUAGAAAGUUGGGGAAAUCUGAGGGUAGAGAAGUUAUGGUUCCACCACCCAUCCAAAAGUCUGGAAUCACAGAUGAAAGACUUCCACUAGAACCUCCACCAAAAUCAAAGUUGUUUGGAAUAGAUGACACAGAAAUAUCACAGGCAGUAUACAAAGUUUUGAAAGGACUAUGGAUUGGAGUGUUUGCCCGCAGUUUAUGGCAAGUUUGCAUGUAUGAAAAGUCCCAAAUCUGA